This is a messenger RNA of Cyphellophora attinorum, 1302 nucleotides long. RefSeq lists its product as uncharacterized. Bases 1 to 1302 code for a protein of 433 amino acids. NCBI's taxonomy places the organism in Eukaryota, Fungi, Ascomycota, Eurotiomycetes, Chaetothyriales, Cyphellophoraceae. The transcript is spliced from 2 exons. The record is from RefSeq and is a predicted model, not a curated record.
AUGUGCCCCAUUGGGGAAGACCACCCGGGGCACGACUACCAAGAGGUCAACGAGCUUGGGCUGCACAACAGUCGUGGUCCGAAUAUGAUGAUCGGUUCGAAGAGCUCGAAACCGACGAUGAUGGUUUACACGGCGUUCAACUUGACCAACGAUUUGGGUGGCGGCGAUGCCACCCGCAGACGGCGUUCUGGAAAAUACGACGAUGAUGAUAAUUAUUCCGACGAGGACGAAUACAAUGGCUCCAGAGGACUGGUCCGGCGAGGUCAGAUGCAGGUCAUGCUUCGAAGUAAGGAGGACGAUUUGGUCGAGAGAGCCCUUGAGAGGAUCAGGCGUGCUCGGGCUCUCGGUAAGACCAACGUCAAGCUGACCCAAGCGGAGAUUGAUGCUUUGGAACGAUCAGAUCUCGGCCCGAAUCCUCCGCGAAUGCCACCCAUGCCGCUUAUUGCUCCUAAACCUCAAGCACAGCCCAAAAGCAAGAAGGCUGUUCCUGUCAAACAGAAGGCGAUCGAGGCCAAGAAGAAAGGGACCAAGUCUUCCAGCAACUCGCCCAAGCCAAAGCCUAAGGGUUCUCGAUCACGUGGACAGAGCGCUGCCUCUGACCGAUCAAGAAGCAGUGCUCAAGACGAGGCUUUGAUUCCUUACCCUAUUACUCCUGACGAUGUUCCGCAACGUCCAGGCUACUUCGGACGACAAGCGCCCAACGCUCUCCAGCAAGAAGCUCGCGGCCAGUAUCCCCCGGCGAUGCAACAAGGUCCUUAUUCCUACUAUGCCCAUCAUUACUCUCAUCCCGAUGUCCUCUAUGGCAAUCGUCCUCUAUCCGCUUCCUCUCGAGGGCGACCGGAUCCUGCCGAAGACCAGGACUGGCAGCCUCGAGCACGUUCUACAUCCAGUCUAGUCAACUACCCGAUCGAUCAGCUGCCACAACAAGCUGUAGCAGGAACCCGCCGUGCUCCUCGCUUCGACCCCUCAGAUCCACGAUAUGCAUCACCGCCAAGUCGCCGUGUGGUCUCUGGCCCAGCACAAACUAUGGCCAGAAGACAACAGGACGAGAUGUUCCUUCUGCAAGGUCAACCGGAUGUCAGGCAGUAUCAAGUGGAUUCUGGCAGCAAUGACGAUCCCAUCAGCAUCUCUUCCGAAGAUGACGAAGAGGAAGAGGACUCGGAUGAGAGCAGUCAGGGCGUGCAGGUCAACGUUGAGGAGCGUGGUGCUGGUAGCUAUGCAAUACAGACGAGGUCCGGCACCAGAGCAAACGGCGGUGGUAGCGGGAGCAGUAGUAAAGCUGUUGCUAAGCGGCGACGGUGA